Molecule: messenger RNA, 1206 nt
Organism: Daucus carota subsp. sativus
Lineage: Eukaryota; Viridiplantae; Streptophyta; Magnoliopsida; Apiales; Apiaceae
Product: F-box/FBD/LRR-repeat protein At1g13570-like
Exons: 4
Coding region: 1-1206 (401 amino acids)
Molecular function (GO): protein binding
Source: RefSeq, a predicted model, not a curated record
AUGUCGGGUGUGUGCCGGUCACUUGAUGAUGAUAGGUUGAGCAACUUGCCCUUGGCACUGAAACAUAUCAUCCUAAAUCGUCUGCCGAUUCAUGAUGCCGCAAGAACAUGUGUUUUGUCGAAAGCUUGGAGGGAAACAUGGACAACGCAGCCCUGCCUAGCUCUUAAUAUGUUGUUUUAUGUGCGAGUGAUUCAUAACAAAAACCAAGAAGCAGCGCAGCUGUCUGCAUUUUCAGCAGCAGUCGACAAGAUUCUUUCGGUCCGCACUGACCCGAUAUCGGACUUUCAAAUGUUCAUCCCACCCAAACUUCACAGCCAUCAUAUCCAUCACUGGAUUCACCUUUUACCAAAGGAGGAUGUUAGGGUGUUGAAACUCGAUAAUUCGCAAAAUUAUGCUUGCUUACCUCCCUCAUAUCUUUAUGAUUUCGCAAAUUUAAAAGAGUUAGGACUCUUUAAGUGGAGACUGAGCCCGCCACCUCAAUCUAGAUGCUUCUCUAAUCUAGUCUCUGUUGAUCUUAUUAGUGUCUCGAUCUUUGCUCCUGUAUCAUUUGGCACCCAUCUCCAAGUUCUGAAAUUGCACGGAUGUACUGGCAUUGAACAUCUGGUCUUCAUCUAUUUUAACAAUCUCAAAACGCUGAUUAUUGAUUUCAUCCAGAGUAAAUCUGUCAAUUUGAUCAGGCUUCUUAGCAAUUGUACAAGAAUCAAUAUCCUUGUCCUCAAUGAUUUUCUCCUUGAGAUAUUGGGACCGGAUCCCUUUACGGUGAAGACACAUGCGACAAAGAUGGUGAACUUGAAGACGCUAGAUUUCUGUGUUCUUUCAUUUAUCUUGCUUCGGAUUUCAAAUUGUCUUUGCUUGAUCAGAAAUCUUCCCAACCUGCAAAAGCUUAGAGUAACACUGGAUUUUAAAGAGACGAGAUCAAAUUCUGUAGACUCCGCAAUUGAAAGUUAUCUGGAAGCACUCGACUGGGAAGAUGUGGUACUAAGCAAACUUCAAAUUGUGCAAAUACAUGGUGUAAUAGGUGUAAGAUCCGAGCUUCAAUUUUCCAAGAUUUUACUCGCAUCUUCCCCAUCGCUUAAAGAGAUUUCAGUUUUCUGCAACAGAGAAAUAACUAGUUUCAAUGAGAAAAUGAGGAUUAAACAAGAGUUCUUGCAGUUACCUAAAAAAUCCCAGCAAGCACAACUUUUAUGGCAUGAUUGGCUUCUUUAG